This is a messenger RNA of Clarias gariepinus (North African catfish), 670 nucleotides long. RefSeq names its product protachykinin-1. NCBI's taxonomy places the organism in Eukaryota, Metazoa, Chordata, Actinopteri, Siluriformes, Clariidae. Bases 189 to 581 code for a protein of 130 amino acids. The record is from RefSeq and is a predicted model, not a curated record. The transcript is spliced from 6 exons. Gene Ontology annotation, biological process: tachykinin receptor signaling pathway.
CUAUGUGAAGGACCAGAGAAAGACUGCAGACUUCACCACAUCCUCCCAAAAAAGAAACACGACCUGAAAGAACAAUCCACUGGCACAUCGGCUGAUUAAAAAUAAAUAAAAUUUGUAUUUUUCAUUUUAUUAGUUUACUGAAUAAUUGUUUACUAAAAAGUCUUUUUUUUUGCCUCUCUUUUUUGAUAAUGGAAAUUUGGAGACUCCUUGCUGUAAUCAUCUUCAUCAGUGUCCUUGCAUGCAGUGCUCAAGGAAUGUCCUUUACACUUAAUAAGGAACACUGGAUUUCAAAAAACUGGGAGGAUAAACCUUUGGUGGACUCUUUAGCAAGUGAAGUGGCAAGUAUAAUCAAGAGAUCCAAAGCAUACCAGUUCUAUGGUCUAAUGGGAAAACGUGAUGAUCUUCCGCGCACGAAACAGGGUCAGAAAAGAAAUAAAGGAGAGAAGUUUGUUGGACUAAUGGGGAGAUCAUUAAGAGGAGACACUUUCACAAGAAUAAUUCCAGCCGAGACGAGUACAACUAUGCAAUCCGACACACAAUCAGAUUCCCAAGAGAAAUGGGACAAAACUGAAUAUUACUGAUGGUCCAGAUUCUGUGCGAGAACGUGGUUAUAUUUAAAAGGAACAAUAAGCAUUCCUUUAAUGUGAAAAUUAAGCCUGGAAAUUUUAAA